AUGAGACGGCAAAAGGCCAGAGAGUUCAAUGAUUUGGUCCAAGGUGAUAUGACGGUUGAACAGUAUGCAAGGAGAUUCAUGGAGCUUGGGCGGUUCGCUCCUCACCUUAUUGCCACCGAAGAGCUACGGGUCGAGCGCUUUCAGGAGGGUCUGCGCCAAGAUAUACGCAGACAAGUGGCGUGUCUUCAGAUUAUGGAAUUCCAGAAGCUGGUGGACUUGGCUAGUAUUGCAGAGCGGGAGAACAGUUUUGCAAUGGGCUCCCCUCCGUGCCAGAAAAGGCGUAGUUUUGCAGGUGAGGGAAGCAGUUCAGGAUCUCCCCAAAAGAUCAUUCAGAGAGCUGGGGCCCGAUCGCAGACAAUCUCCGGUGUUCGUGCAGGAGGUCGGACUCUAGUGUGCCCUAGAUGUAGUAGAGCCCAUGAGGGCAACUGCGGUCAAAGAGGAAUUCAAUGCUAUAAAUGUGGCCAGCCAGGUCACUUUGCUCGGGAGUGUCCUCGUCGAGUUCAAGGAGAACAAGGAGCGCGAGGAGGUCGACGAGGUGGAAGGGGCAGCCAGAGACAAGUGGUACAAGCUCGGGUCUAUGCCGUGACCCCAGGAGAUGUGGACUAUAAGGCCCCAGAGACCCACGAUGCAGGGGUGAUUACUAGUACAUUUUCGGGUUUAAAAUAUUUGGGACUUAUUGUUUGGUGUGAGUUGCUUGUUAAAUUUCAUUGGUGGUUGUUUGCUUCAGGUAGAGUUCGUAUAUAUGAUUUUCAUGCAUGUACCCUGUUUGAUUCUGGGGCGUCCCGAUCAUUUGUGUCCACUACGUUUGCACGGAUGUGCAACUUAGUCACAGAACCUUUACGACAAUCCUUGGUGGUGGCUCUUCCCAAUGGGGAGAUGGUGUGUUGCUCCAAAAUUGCGUUAGGCUGUCCUUUGGAUUUUGGAGAGAGGACACUGGAUGCGGAUUUGAUAGUAUUCAAGUUGCUUGGAUUCGACAUAAUUUUGGGUAUGGAUUGGUUGUAUCAGUAUUCUGCAAAUAUUGAUUGUAGAAGUCGGGUAAUCAGUUUUCAACUCUCAGAUGGGGAUUAUUUAGAAUUCGUGGGAAGCAAGUUGAAAGCAAGACUAGCAAUCAUAUCAGCAAUUCAAGCUAAGAAAGAUAUAGCUUGUGGAGCGGAUGCUUUUUGGGUUCAAGUUGUGGCUACGUCAUCUGAGAAAAAGUCUGUAGUAGAUAUCCCAGUUGUGGAUGAAUUUCCUGAUGUGUUCGUGGAGGAGUUACCUGGAUUGCCUCCCGUUCGCGACAUGGAAUUUGUUAUUGAUUUGGAACUUGGAGCGGCUCCUGUGCAUAAAGCUCCUUAUCGCAUGGCGCUGGCUAAAUUAAAAGAGUUGAAGACUCAGUUGCAAGAAUUGGUUGACAAGGGAUUUAUUCAGCCCAGUACUUCACCGUGGGGAGCGCCAGUUUUGUUUGUCAAGAAGAAAGAUGGUACCCUCAGAAUGUGUAUAGAUUAUCGGGAGCUUAACAAGGUGACAAUUAAGAACAAGUAUCCUCUACCAAGGAUUGAUGAUUUGUUUGACCAACUUCAGGGAGCGGCUAUCUUUUCGAAGAUUGACUUGAGGUCAGGGUACUAUCAACUGAGGAUAAGGGAUAAGGAUGUGCCUAAGACUGCUUUCAGAACGAGGUAUGGGCAUUUUGAAUUUAAGGUGAUGUCAUUUGGGCUAGCUAAUGCUCCUGCCGCUUUUAUGGAUUUAAUGAAUUGGGUGUUUCGACCAUUUUUGGAUUCUUUUGUGGUGGUAUUUCUCGAUGAAAUUCUGAUUUAUUCUCGAGACUUGGAGGAACAUGCUUGUUACCUUCGUCUAGCACUUGGGAAAUUAAGAGAGCAUCAGUUGUAUGCUAAGCUAAGCAAGUGUGAAUUCUGGUUAGAAGAAGUUAAGUUUCUUGGGCAUGUGAUUUCCCAAGAAGGGGUGGCUGUGGAUCCUAGUAAAGUGGAAGCUGUUUUGUCAUGGCCUCACCCUUCAACAGUUCGUGAGAUACGAAGUUUCUUGGGACUUGCCGGCUACUACCGAAAAUUUGUGGAAGGUUUUUCUCGGCUAUCAGGACCUCUCACUGCCUUGACAAGGAAGAAUGUUGAGUUUGUAUGGUCUGACAAAUGUGAGAGGAGUUUUCAAGAGUUGAAGAGAAGAUUGACAACGGCACCUGUUUUGGCACUUCCGGAACCCCACAAACCAUUUGUGAUUUUUAGUGAUGCAUCCAAAUUCGGCUUGGAUAAGGAUGGUAUUCUUCGGUUUCGGGACCGUAGAGUGAUUCCUCGAGAUUCUGAAUUUAAAGAGCGGAUUUUGGCAGAAGCUCAUGCGGCUCCUUAUUCAGUUCAACCAGGAAGCACAAAGAUGUAUAGAGAUUUAAAGAGAAAUUUCUGGUGGAAAGGAAUGAAGUUGGACAUCGCUUUGUUUAUUGAGAAAUGUGACACGUGCCUUCAAGUGAAGGCUGAGCAUCAGAGACCUGCCGGAGAUAGUGCGUUUGCAUGGGAUACCCAAGAGUAUUGUGUCGGAUCGGGACCCGCGAUUCACGUCCCGUUUCUGGAAGAGUUUGCAGGCAGCAUUGGGCACUAA
Messenger RNA from Juglans regia (Persian walnut), 2583 nucleotides. RefSeq lists its product as uncharacterized. The coding region runs from base 1 to 2583 and encodes 860 amino acids. The transcript has 3 exons. Lineage: Eukaryota; Viridiplantae; Streptophyta; Magnoliopsida; Fagales; Juglandaceae. The record is from RefSeq and is a predicted model, not a curated record. Gene Ontology annotation, molecular function: zinc ion binding; nucleic acid binding.